Messenger RNA from Penicillium angulare, 1005 nucleotides. Its product is annotated as NAD(P)-binding protein. Bases 1 to 1005 code for a protein of 334 amino acids. Gene Ontology annotation, molecular function: oxidoreductase activity, acting on the CH-OH group of donors, NAD or NADP as acceptor. The transcript has 2 exons. Lineage: Eukaryota; Fungi; Ascomycota; Eurotiomycetes; Eurotiales; Aspergillaceae. The record is from RefSeq and is a predicted model, not a curated record.
AUGUCUAAGUCUCUGGUCUUCAUCACCGGUGCGACCGGAUUCAUCGGAGCUCACGUCGUCUUUGCAACAUUGAGAGCCGGAUACCGGGUUCGACUGGCAAUUCGCAAAGCCGAGCAAGAAGCUGGCCUCAGGGAGCGGUAUGCCGAGUUCAACAGCGAUAUCGAGAUAGCCGUUAUUCCGGAUCUAUCCAACAUUGAUAGUCUGAAGGCUGCACUCCAUGAUGUCGACUAUGUCUACCACAUUGCCUCUCCCAUGCCGGGAAGUGGUGAUGAUUUGGAGCGUGACUAUGUGAUCCCAGCUGUCAAAGCUACCCUGUCAAUGCUCAAUGCCGCAUUAGCACACCCGAAAAUCCAGAAGGUGGUCAUCGUGUCUUCUCUUCUCUCACUCACACCUCCCGAUGCUCUGAUCUCCAACGUGGCUGUCGCAAAGGAAAACACCGGUGAAGUGAUCUACGUCGACCCAGAAAUGAAGUUCGGAGAAGGCUUUGCAGGCCACGGAAUACGAUACGCCGUGUCCAAGAUCAAAGCUCACCAGGCAACUCGUGACUUCCUGAAGACCGAAAACCCGCACUACAAGAUCUUCACUCUGCACCCGUCUUUCGUACUCGGUGAAGACCUCAACCAGAAGACUGCUGCCGGGCUUACUGGAAUGAACAAUUUCUUCUAUAACUCCUUCCGCAGUGAACAGCCCUUGAUCGGUAACGUGUGGGUGCAUGUUCGUGAUGUGGCCGAUGCCCACGUGAAGGCUUUGCAAGCGGAUGCUGCAAACGGUACGGAAUUUUUGAUUUCGCACCCUGCCAACUCUUGGGAAGAAGCUGGGAAGUAUGUUCAGGAGAAUUAUCCUUCUCUGGGAUCCAAGUUGCAGCCUCCGUUCACUGGAAACUGGGAGGUUUAUCCCACCGCUGCUGAGAAGAUUCUUGGUAUCAAGUGGCGCUCGCCCGAGACCAUUAUUGACAGUGUUGUGAAACAGCAGUUGGAACUUCAGGCUCAGGAGGCGACUGCAUAG